AUGAGCAUUUCAAAAUUAAGGAAAGUGGAUAUUCCUGGCGAUACAGAGAACAUUAAACUGAAAACUCUUCAAAGCAGAUCCCGUGAUAUUGAUAAAGAAAAUAUUACUAUACAAGAACUCGGAGGUGAAAGGUUGUCUCCAUUUAAUCAAGGGAUCACUAAUAUAUCUCGUAUAGGGUUGGAAAGGUCCGCCUGGUUCGGUCCUGGUCCUAUAACUUGCAG
Funneliformis geosporum is the source of this 221-nucleotide messenger RNA. The record is from the annotation of a GenBank genome assembly. NCBI's taxonomy places the organism in Eukaryota, Fungi, Glomeromycota, Glomeromycetes, Glomerales, Glomeraceae.